AUGCGUCCACCAAACAGCUCUCUGCCCGCCAGAGAUGCUUGGCGAACCCUGGCUCACCAGCAGCGCCAGCUGCGCUUGCUGAGCUCGGCCGCCCUCAGCGCCAACAGCGCUUCUACAGCUACCGCAUCUACCUCAUCGGCGAGCUCUUCCUUCUUGCCCCUCAAAUUCACAUUCUCGGCGGCGCCUUCUCCUCCGACCAAGGCCAGAUCCGCUCGACGUCCAAGACCGCUGCUCGCAUUCGCCUACUCGACCUCCAACCCUGCACAUCCGCUUCCCGGCUCGAACAAUGAGAUCGAUCCCCAUGGAGUCGACUUCUCGCUCUUCGAGCCUGAAGAUGAGGUCUACGUCCAACAAGCAUCGUCAUCCACUUCAAAGAAGAGUGCGGACGGCGCAGUCCAGGCUGCGUCCUCCUCGAUUACAGCAGAGUCAACGGCGGCUCUCUCUCCGUCCACCCAGCUGCUAGCACGGCUCAUCCAGGAGGGAGAUUUCAAGGCAGCCACAACAGCACUCAACGAGUUCCAGUCUCUGGGCACGACUCUCAACGAGCCUCUGCCCGACUUCGCAGUCGCAGCGUUGUGGGCGAUCAAGCGCGGCAGGAGGCACGACAUGCUCAACUGGAUGCGUCUCUGCCCCGAGUACACGCCAAGCAUGAGAGACGUCGAGGCGAUAUCUAGCGUCUCGAGUGACCAAGAUGAUCCUACUGUGUCCUACAUCCGCAAGUGCUUUGUGGUCCUCCUCGAAGGGUACGGAGACGAACUGCAACUGCUGCAGCAGGCGAGCCUCAUAGCCGCCGAAAAGGGGCACUGGAGUGUGAUCCGGUCGUCUCUGGCCCAGAUUCUGCGGUACGGUAUCGGAGGUCUGCACGGCUCGGACGCUUCCCACUCCAUACUGGCCUGGCAGUACUUUAAGCGACUGGUGCAGGGUCACCAGGGCAGAAUGGCGCGGAGACCACGCAGCGCACGCGAAGAAGUGAGGCCAGCGCACCUCGAGCUGCGUGCUCUUUACAAUCUUGGCAUUCGCACACUUGCGCUUGCAGGGCGACUCGACGAUGCAAUCUCCUGGGCACAGCACAGUGCGCGAACAUCUCAUAGCUUCGAGGCGGUCGCGCACAUUGUCAGCACGUCCAACUUCACGCAGCGUCUGCUCUUCGAGGAGCUGUUUCGGGCGGGCGGCGAGUACGUCCAAAAGGCCUACUCGCUGGUCGAACUGCUUGCGUGCAGCUCCAAACGCGGAAGAAGGGCGGUAAAGGUGGCCAAUGUGGAUGAGAUCGUCAAGCGCAUCGCGCGCGAGACUGCAUUCUCGUUGGAAGCAGAAGGCGUCGAUACCGAGGCCGAACCAGGCGCAACACUGGAUGCCAUCUUGCAGACGCAUCUCGAUCAAGGCGAUGUAUUCGCUGCGAGAGAGCACCUCCUCUCUGUGUUGCGGAGUGCGGAAAAGGUGCGUCGCACCGACGACAGUCCAAUGCCAGAAGACUAUACCCCUGGCUCCAAAGACGGGGCUGUCUUUGCGCAUCUGCCGUCGGCACGCACGCUAUCGAAGCUACAGGACUUGGCGUACGGCUAUGGCACGGUACCCGUCCUCGUGUCGCUGACCGAGAGCGAUGUCGGGUCCACGGGCACGACGGAUGGAUCUCAAGCGUCCCCGUCGCAGGAGGCCGUGGGAGCCGACAAAUUCUUGUUGCCCGUCCGGAAGCGCCUACUUACAGUGCGUGGUGGCAAGGGCCUGUAUGAGACUGCUACGCUGUACGGCUUGAUCAAGAAGGCCAAGUGGAAGGCUGCGCUCGACUUUUACGUGGGCAGUAACGGCUUCAAGAUGCCGGCGGGAGGCAUCACCAGCGAGCUGAUCGCACUUGCACUCGCCCAGUCGCACCUACCGCAGUCGGAUCGAUCGGGACACGAGCUGCCUGCUCGACGGCUGCUGGGAAAAUACUGGCCUUCCACGCAUGCCAUCAAUCUGGUACUGCGUGCCGUGGUGGGUGUGUGCGUAGAUGCCAAGGACUACGCUCGUCUCCAACGCGUGUACGAGCUGUGGAAGCAGACGGCAUCGAGGAAGCGAAUGCCCGACAGCGAGCACGAGGGCGAGCGCGAGGGCGAGCAAAAGCACGCGCAAGAGCAAGGGCAAGAGCAAGAGCAGGAACCCGAGCAGGACCACGAGCACGAUGGAAGCGGAUCGUUGGUGUUCGAGCAAUGGCCGCCAUCGCAACCACCGACCAGCCGUACGUUCGAUGGCUUCAUCCGCGCAUUUGGCCGACUGGAAGUCGACAUUCCCGCCAGCGGCGUAGCCAGCGAAACGGAGUCCGAGACGCUGCCAGGACAGGUGGAGAAGCAGGCGUGGGGCUCUAGCCAGGCGGUGCUUGGAGUGAUCCGCGACAUGACCGAGACGUUUGGGGUGCAGCCGAGUGUUAGCUCGUGGACGAUUGCGCUCGAGUGUCUUGCACGCGAAGGUCGCGAACGCUGGAACACCACUACUUCGAUCCUGGCGCGGGCGGUAGGGAUCAACACGAUUUCGCCCCUCUCUGCGGCCGCUGACGAAGCAGAACCUGUACAGGUUCAGGGUGACUUUGCACCGGCCAACUUGGCGACAUAUACGGCGGUGGUGCGUGCACUUUUGCGCGUGUCGCAUGGCGAUGGAGGAAGCAUGGUGGAGGAGGCAGCAGCGGUGCGCGAUGAUCUGUUGGCACGUACGGUCGAUCUGGACCUCGCGGUUCAGAGCCUCGUUUUAUCCGAAAGGGAUGGUGGUGAGGAGGCAGAGACAUUCUGGAGCGAUCUGCUCGAUCGAUGGGAGGCGGUACAGCAGGCGGUAUCGCAACGCGGGACACCGGACGAAAGGCAACAAUGGCACGCACGCAAAAUGCUCAAGGCUAACGGAGGCCGUACAGUCGAGGCGCUACGCGAGCUGUGGCUGCUCGAGUCGACUCCAGAUACCCCACCUCAGACGUACUAG
Molecule: messenger RNA, 2943 nt
Organism: Moesziomyces antarcticus
Lineage: Eukaryota; Fungi; Basidiomycota; Ustilaginomycetes; Ustilaginales; Ustilaginaceae
Exons: 1
Coding region: 1-2943 (980 amino acids)
Source: RefSeq, a predicted model, not a curated record